This is a messenger RNA of Microthlaspi erraticum, 279 nucleotides long. The record is from the annotation of a GenBank genome assembly. NCBI's taxonomy places the organism in Eukaryota, Viridiplantae, Streptophyta, Magnoliopsida, Brassicales, Brassicaceae.
AUGGCUUUGGUGAGAAAUAUAUUGGGUGCGAAGAAAAUUCUUGGCUAUUCUACGAGCAAAAGAGCAGCCUCAACGACACCAAAAGGGUUUCUUGCGGUGUACGUAGGAGAGAGCCAGAAGACGAGAUAUUUGGUGCCAAUCUCAUACUUGAGCCAGCCUUCUUUCCAAGCUCUUCUCAGCAAAUCCGAAGAAGAGUUUGGUUUCAAUCAUCCGAUGGGUGGAUUAACGAUUCCUUGUCAUGAAGAUAUCUUCAUCAACGUAACGUCUCGGCUCCAAUGA